This is a messenger RNA of Capronia epimyces CBS 606.96, 3204 nucleotides long. RefSeq lists its product as uncharacterized. The coding region runs from base 1 to 3204 and encodes 1067 amino acids. NCBI's taxonomy places the organism in Eukaryota, Fungi, Ascomycota, Eurotiomycetes, Chaetothyriales, Herpotrichiellaceae. Gene Ontology annotation, molecular function: microtubule binding. The record is from RefSeq and is a predicted model, not a curated record. The transcript has a single exon.
AUGCCGCAUUUUCCUCGCUUCGAUCCCCCUCUCGAUUCUCGAUCUCCGUCUCGAUCUCCUCGUCGUAAAGGUCACUUCGCCGUCAAAGAGCUUGAUCCUCUCCUUGCAAAUCUAUCUCCAGAUUCUACAUUGAAGGCUCUUCAAGCUACCGAAACCAUCCCCGGCGGCUCUGCACAGGAUGCGUUGACUUCGAGUAUUGGUGACGCAACUCCUGCGGAACGAGAAAUCGGUAUAAGAGCUGCUUUCGCUGCACAAAAACUUCGUGAAUGGCAGAUCGAAUUAUCACAAUGGACGUGGCCUGGCAAACGAGAACGUGCUCUAGGCCUAGGGUUUAUCCCUCCACGAGAAGCCCGGGAGACGAACAGUGAAUAUCGGGGGUUUCUGCCCGUAUCCUUAGCGGAGCAAUACGAUGCGAGACUCGAGGAAAUUAGAGAUGACCUUGACAGUCUGGGAAUGGAAGACAUCAAAGACCAUGUACUGGAGGCGCAUGUUCCGUCUGCAUCAUCGCCGUUGUCGUUCAGGUCCACUGCUAUUCGCACAAGCUAUGGCAGGAUGCGAGACUUUACAGCCUUGGUUACGGCUACUGUAAUCCAGGCACUUCCAGAUCUUGCGAAGUUGAACGCUUUGCUCGAUACGUGGGACAUACGCUUAAGGGUGCUGCGAAGCCUCUCACCUUUUCUUGCAACUAUGCAGUCCACGGAACGUGAGAUUGAGGCAGCUUUCCAGGCAAUCAGGAACGCUGAAUCGGCACAAAAUGUCAGAGCCGAAUCGUUCGAGAACAGGAAGUUGGCUUUGGGCGGUCGAGUCUCCGAUCUAGGUCGAUGGGUUGAUCGACUUCUUGAUAUGCUCGAAGGGCACGAGGAUUCGCUGCCGCAAGGCUGGAUUGAUCAGUUGGAAAAGAUUGAGCUGGACUAUGCUACUUGGGUGGUCGAAGCUCAGCAUCUUGUUCACCAAAACGAACUAUCUUCGAGAAUGGUCAAGGAUUCCGUGGCUGAAGAGAUGCCCGUGAACUUGGUGACUGAUGAAUCCAUUCAAGAGGAGGUGGCUAGCGGAAAAGCGACUGCACCCGAACCAGAAGGGUUGCAAUCCCUCUCUGGCACUGCUUUCCAACCGACGAAUCCGCGCUCUGGUGUAGCGAACAAGGAAGAAUCCCAACCAAAGCGGAAACCCUCCCUGAAGCUUGACAUGUCCGGGCGCAGAGGACACAAGAGAGAAAUGUCAAAGGUUUCAGUGGCAGACUCUACAUACUCGACAUUUUCAGACAUAUCCAAUGCAGAGAUCAUGGACGCUAAAACCACCAGCGUGCUCCCGAGUCCGAAAGUCAGUGUUGUAGACAAUCCGUUCCGGACGAGUCGGGAUGAGCUCACCUGGUUUGGCAACCCUUCUGCUGCCCAGCAACAUAUGGCCUCCAGGCCGCCUGUGCUGCAGAGAGCUUCGACGGCGUUGAUAGAAGUCGUGCCAAAAGAACAGCUGAAAGAGGUUCUGCUCAGACGCAGUGUGAGCUGGGACAUGCUCUCUCGCGUUCCCUCGAGUCCUGAGAGUACUCCGACCAAGGCUCUGAAACAGUUGACCGGCUCUGAUUCACCAAAGAAGACGGCGCCGGUAGCUGAGUUGGAGGCUUCAGUUCCAGGACAAUGCUCUCCAGUCCGAUCGACGGGUACGACUCCAUUGUCCUCGCCCUCACUGCAAGUCGAGCCAUUACACAUUCAAAACAAGGAUCAGCAUGCAGAUCCUGUCCUUCUGCCGUCUCUCCCUCGAAGAUCAAGCAAGAGAAAUGUCGUGGGCGGAUACAAUCCAUCCUCCCCCCACAAAUUAGUUGCAAGCAUCGCUAUGGACGUGAAGGAAAAUAAUCAAGAUGAUCAGACUCGAAAUUUUUCGACCACUCCGCCAGAAUCAGCAUCCAUCAGACCGCCGAGGCCCAAAGAAUCUCUUGAUGAUAAGAUCCAAGACAUACUCACAACACUUCCAACUCAAAUCCGGCUUACAAAGGAUGGAGGAUCAUCGGGCUCUACGCAGCAGUCUUCAAGGUCGUCCACCCGUUCUUCCACACCAAUUCCUUCUCUUACUUUGUCGCCGGCCAAGGCAGAGUCUUCCAGCCGCAAAAGUAGCUCCACAGAGCCUGAGAUCCGUGUAUAUCAUCUGAGCCGCACUGGUCAAGCUCGCGAUGCUCCUCCAGUAAAACUCUUCGUCCGGGCAGUUGGAGAUGGUCAUCGUGUAAUGGUCCGCGUGGGCGGAGGUUGGGCCGACUUGGCAGAGUAUCUGAAGGAAUACAGCCUUCAUCAUGGGAGCCGGGCCACUGUUGACGGUCGAUUGGAAGUUGCCAGCUUUCCUGGCAGCCGCCCAAAGGACUCUCCGAUUGCUGCCAACGGAAAUGGAACGUCAGGACCUCAAGGUCGACCAAAGACUACAUCUCCAUCCGCGACUCAGACGACUUUUGGCCUCACUUCGUCGCCUGAGCUGGUCAACCCCAGGAGACGAUCAUCACCGUCAAGGCCUCGUUCUCCUGAAACUGUCCGAAAAUCACCUCGAGGCGAUGGUACAUGGACUCCACCGCCAGUACCACCUAUCCCAUCAUCCUACACCGCUACCUCUCCGACGAUCGCGACCGCCACGAGGUCUGACAUGGACGCUAUCACCAGUUCUGUUGACCGAGACAGAGUUCAGUCCACGGCCCAUUCACGACAUUCCUCUGGUGCUGCUGGAGGGCUGUCUAAUAUGCGGUCUAUCUCUAUUAACAGCCCCGGGGUGACUACGACCACGGUCGUCACUCCUCCUGUCACAUCAAGUUACACCCCGCUAGGCGCCGCUGGCCCGAAGAUGAAUGGACGACGAGCAGCUACUUUUGGUACGACCUCAACAGUUAGUAAUGAUGCCUGGGUGGAGGGCCUGGUCGGCAAAGCCAGAGCUGUGAGCGGAGGCAACUCGACCGUCGUACAGGCACCAACUAUGACGACGACAACCACCACGACCACGAUUCGUUCAACAACGCCAAUAACUGGUCGGACUUCAUAUUUCGAGUCAAGUCCAAGUCCAAGAUCGAGUCCCAUGACCGGUUCCUCGAGUCCCAGCACUGGGUCUGUGGCUAGCGAUGCAAAGAGCCGCCGCUCAAGUCUGAGCAUCAGGUCUAAGAGCCGCAUGAGUUUGAGCGACAUGAGCGGGAUCAAAAGAGUCUUUUUGCGGAAGAAGUCGGAGCAGAUCAGAUGA